AUGAGUGGCUGUUCAAAGAGAUGCAAGCAUGGAAUUGUCAAAUUUUCCCAGACUAUUUUUAAACUCAUCACGGGCACUCUCAGCAAAGACAUAACUUGGUGGUUCUUUUUGUACAGGAGAGAUAAAAUUGAAGAUGAAUUAGAAAUGACGACAGUGUGCCACAGACCCGAGGGACUGGAACAGCUUGAAGCACAAACCAAUUUCACUAAAAGAGAACUUCAAGUUCUUUACAGAGGAUUUAAAAAUGAGUGUCCUAGUGGAGUUGUUAAUGAAGAAACUUUCAAACAGAUCUAUGCACAGUUUUUUCCUCAUGGAGAUGCCAGCAUGUAUGCACAUUACCUCUUCAAUGCCUUUGACACUGCACAGAAUGGCUCCGUGAAGUUCGAGGAUUUUGUGAUGGCAUUGUCCAUUCUGCUACGGGGAACUGUUCAUGAAAAGCUGAGAUGGACAUUUAAUCUGUAUGACAUAAAUAAGGAUGGCUAUAUAAACAAGGAGGAAAUGAUGGAUAUCGUAAAGGCAAUUUAUGAUAUGAUGGGAAAAUACACAUAUCCAGUGCUCAAGGAGGAUGCACCAAGGCAGCAUGUAGAAGUGUUUUUCCAGAAAAUGGAUAAAAACAAAGAUGGAGUUGUAACUCUAGAUGAGUUUAUUGAAUCGUGUCAGGAGGAUGACAAUAUCAUGCGAUCCUUACAGCUCUUUGAGAAUGUCAUGUAACCAGAUGAGCACUGGGGGAGUCUGAGACUUCUGUGUAACAAAGAUCUCCUUUCUGGGUGAAAGAUUCUACAAUUGAGCCAUGUCCAGUGAGGAUUUUGUAUGGCAUGUCCAACCAAAUGGCAACUGAAUGCAGCCGAUCCCAACUCUUCUCCCCAGAAGAUGCUGGUGGACCUUUGUUUCAUUUUGGAAGCAUGUGAAUAUUUUAACAAAUCCCAACAAGAG
Molecule: messenger RNA, 933 nt
Organism: Poecile atricapillus (Black-capped chickadee)
Lineage: Eukaryota; Metazoa; Chordata; Aves; Passeriformes; Paridae
Gene: KCNIP1
Product: potassium voltage-gated channel interacting protein 1
Exons: 11
Coding region: 1-711 (236 amino acids)
Biological process (GO): regulation of potassium ion transmembrane transport
Cellular component (GO): voltage-gated potassium channel complex
Molecular function (GO): calcium ion binding; transmembrane transporter binding; potassium channel regulator activity
Source: RefSeq, a predicted model, not a curated record